Molecule: messenger RNA, 1143 nt
Organism: Priceomyces carsonii
Lineage: Eukaryota; Fungi; Ascomycota; Pichiomycetes; Serinales; Debaryomycetaceae
Product: triglyceride lipase
Exons: 1
Coding region: 1-1143 (380 amino acids)
Source: RefSeq, a predicted model, not a curated record
AUGUUAUACACGGUCGAGGAAAAGGUUACGGAUGCCUCAUUUCCACGGUCAGCAGGUGCUACAAUUUUGAUUCACGACAAAUUGAAGUUGGUCUAUAACAAGUACAAGACAACCAGAAAGAUACCAGAUGGAGUUAUUAAGAUCAAUUUAGUCUUUGCCCAUGGUACCGGAAUGAACAAAAGCAUAUGGAAGUAUCACAUUAACAGGUUUUAUGAAUUUGCAGAAAAAGAGGGUUGGUAUAUAGACUCUGUUUUGGCUGUGGACGCUGUCGGGCAUGGUGAUUCAGCUAUUCAGAAUCAGGGAAAGCUUGGUUGGUCUUACAGAUGGGAAGAAGGAAGUAAAGACUUGAUACAAGUUAUGAAAUAUGAAAAUUUGACCACAGGGGAUUUUCAGAAUGAUUACUAUAGCAAGAAUAUUGUGAUAGGACAUUCGUUAGGUGGUUUUGGGGCUAUUAUGGCCGGAUUUUAUGAGCCCGCCUUGAUUGAUUCAGUUGUAGCACUUGAUCCAGUAAUGUAUGUCACAGAUGAUAUGACUGAAAAAUUUACAUUGGUUUUUGAUAAGAUCGCUUCUCUCUUGAUUGAAAAAUUUGAUUCAGAAGACGAUGUUAACGAAUACUUUAAAAAAUUCUCCUUUUACAAGACCUUCAGGAAGGAAAUAUUAGAUGAUUUCAUGAAAGAAGAGGUUUAUAGCGAAAUCGAUCCUGAAACAAAUGAAAAAGUUUUCAAGAUCAAGUCUGCUACGCGCAACCAAAUGGCAACUUAUCUCAUGGCUGGAGUAAGUGUGCCACCGGCUAUGAAGUGCUUGCCACUUUUGAAGGUUCCUGUUUUGCAUGUGAUAGCAAACAAAGGAAAAUGGAAUCCUCCAGAGAGUGUAGGUUUUAUUAGAGGUGCUAUUCCCAAGAAGUUACUUUCUGUUGCGGAUAUUAAAGUUGGUACACAUCUUUUUCAUGCCGAAGAGCCUGACAUAGUUAUCGAGCCAAUUCAUGAAUUCAUUCUCCAAAGAAAGAAAAUCGCUGAAGAGUCUUUACCUUACGUACCUGAACUAAAGUUAAAGAGUGAUAAGCAAAGGAUUUACGACAAUCAAUGGGAGAUACUCCUUAAAGGUAAUGUCGUUGAAUCGAUAACAUUUGGGCCAAAGCUUUGA